AUGGAGCAGCAGCCAAACAGCACUACCAUCGAGAGCGGAGAUUCCGGCGAGGAAAUUAAGUCAUCAGUGGAGACCAAAACUACAAAACCCAACCCAAAUGAGGAGACCACCGCCGAGAGCAACAAGCUUCCUGACGCCAAUGUUCCUGAUGGUAAAAAAGAGAUCCCAGCUGGUGGUGAAGAAGGUGCCAAGAAGGACGACCAAGGUCCUGAUGUGGAGGACGAGGAAGACGAUGAGGAGGCGGAUUUAACUUACCACGAGAGCGACGAGGAAGAGGACGACGACGACGAGUCCUCUGAGGAGGAGGAGGAAGAUGAGGACGAUGAUGAGGACUAUGAGGAUGCUGCUGAUGAUGAAGAAGACGUGAGCAUCCGUUCAACUGGGAAGCGUACUCACGAAGAGUUGUCAGGCGAAGAAGACGAAAAAGGAGAGGAAAACGAGGAGCAAAGCAAAAGCCGCAAACGACGAUAG
Molecule: messenger RNA, 471 nt
Organism: Rhagoletis zephyria (snowberry fruit fly)
Lineage: Eukaryota; Metazoa; Arthropoda; Insecta; Diptera; Tephritidae
Source: RefSeq, a predicted model, not a curated record